Messenger RNA from Paracoccidioides lutzii Pb01, 1368 nucleotides. RefSeq lists its product as hypothetical. Gene Ontology annotation, cellular component: nucleus. Gene Ontology annotation, molecular function: DNA-binding transcription activator activity, RNA polymerase II-specific; RNA polymerase II cis-regulatory region sequence-specific DNA binding. The record is from RefSeq and is a predicted model, not a curated record. Gene Ontology annotation, biological process: regulation of transcription by RNA polymerase II. The coding region runs from base 1 to 1368 and encodes 455 amino acids. The transcript has 3 exons.
AUGAUUCAGUACACGCUCCAUGGAGAAAUCUUGCUAGAGCUGAAGCACCACGCACAUCGGUCGAGUCAGCAUUUGACACAGAAUCUUCAAUAUCCAAUAGCGUUUCAAGAGGCCCAAGUUCAUCCGUCAUUGUCACUUCUGACUGGCUUGGAAGCCCCACCCACUUCCGCUUGUCAACCGUCUGAAGAGAUGGAGCUCUUAAAAGCUAAGGUUAGACAAUUUCAAGAACAGCUGUCUCAGGUAACUGAGAAGACUUCUGGUUUUCCUUCUUUGACCUCUAUGUCGACCGCAAACAUAGAAACAACAUCCUCAUCAUUAGCUGGAACCCUGUCGGUUCAUUGUGAUAGCAGCAUGGUUGGCGAAGCCCGGGCCAUUAGUGGAAGUGUUUUCCGUAAAAAUCAUCUAUUCGGCCAGAGCCUUUGGAUCAACGGAGCUGAGCAGUUCCUUCGAGAUGUUCUAGAUUUCGUCGAGCCGCAUAUACAACAUAGCUGCGAGGAAUCCUCCAGCAUGAAAAGGUGUAAGCGUUUAGCUAAGGUCAUAGCUGAUAUUCUUGUCGCCUGUUAUCUGAGGACAACAGAGACUGUCUAUCGUAUACUGCAUGUCCCAACAUUCAGAAAGGACUAUGAAGCAGUGUGGGCGGCUGGAUUAACGCCCGAUACGGCAUCCCUGGUCCAACUCAAGCUAGUUCUUGCAAUCGGGGCUGCCACAUACGAUAACUUUGAUACCGAGCCACCUGGUAAUUUCAAUGAUGAUCAACUAAUGGUUGGGGAUGCCGUGCCGGCGCCGGAAGAUACAUUUGCCCUUCGUGCGACAUUUCCGAUUCGGUUGAUGAUCACUGAGUUCUUGAAUAAUUUCGGAUCCUGUGGUACCUAUGAGGAAACACUUCGCCUUGGUGAAUCUCUGAGGGCAGUAGUAUAUAAUGAACUGUGCCAGAACCUCCAAAGACAUAUCUCAAGAGCAGGCCUUUCCCCCUCCCGAUUUCAAACCCAGGUAGUAGAUUUCAUCAUGAUUCAUUAUAUGUCGGCUCUCCACGUUCCGUUCUUCAUUCCCGCACUGCACGAAACCACUUAUACAUUAUCUCGGAAAGUAGUGAUAGAAACGUCUCUUAAAAUUUGGCGUGCAGUGUGGCCGUCCUCGCGACUCAUACCUACCCUACCCCAUGACAAUGCUACACUGCGACUAGAUGAAGACGACCUGGUACGACUCACGAUAUCUGGAUCUGAAUUCUUUGGCGCUGCCACUAUGCAGGCUGGCCUUAUGGCGGCAACAGAACUCAUGUCCCAGCUGCAAGGGGCAAGUGGCCUGAGUCCAGCACCUUUGCGGUCCGACCUUCUUGCUGCAAUAAACAUGGUCUUCAAGGUGCAUUGA